Molecule: messenger RNA, 4019 nt
Organism: Tachysurus fulvidraco (yellow catfish)
Lineage: Eukaryota; Metazoa; Chordata; Actinopteri; Siluriformes; Bagridae
Gene: wnt16
Product: wingless-type MMTV integration site family, member 16
Exons: 4
Coding region: 212-1288 (358 amino acids)
Biological process (GO): neuron differentiation; cell fate commitment; canonical Wnt signaling pathway
Cellular component (GO): extracellular region
Molecular function (GO): frizzled binding; cytokine activity
Source: RefSeq, a predicted model, not a curated record
UGCGCUUUGAGGAGCAGCAGAAUGUAUAUCUCUGUACGCGCCUGACCAAAGAGACAGGAUCUGACAUCUUUUGGAUUGACUGGAUGAAUCUGACCAAAAAAAAUAUCUCUCCAAGAUAAAGGAUUAGUGAUGUGAUGUGAUAUUUGAUGGAGCUCUGAUUGCUCAGGAGUUGCUCCAUGGAGCUGCAGUUGUCCUGUUAAAUGAGGCGGUCAUGGAGAAGCGCAGCAGCAGCUGGGGAUUACAUUUGUUCCAGCUUUUCUUUCUCGUCUUGCUCUCAGGUUAUCCGUUAUGUUGUCACGGAAGCUGGAUGUGGCUGGGCAUCACCUCUGUCGGGGUAGUGGAGAAACUGGGAUGCGCGAAUUUGCCGCUGUCCAGCAAGCAGAAGGACGUGUGUAAGCGGAAGCCUUACUUGCUUCCCAGCAUUAAAGACGGAGCGCGUUUGGGCAUCACAGAGUGUCAGUCUCAGUUCAGACAUGAGCGCUGGAACUGCAGCACCAGCAAACAGCCCUCUGUGUUCGGCUACGAGCUCAACAGCGGAACAAAAGAGACAGCUUUCAUCUACGCUAUCAUGGCAGCAGGUCUGGUCCACUCAGUCACCCGGGCCUGCAGUGCAGGGAACAUGACCGAGUGCUCGUGUGACACCACGCUAACAGGCAGUGGCUCACAAACAGAGGGCUGGCACUGGGGCGGCUGCUCGGAUGACAUCGGCUACGGGACGUGGUUCAGUCGCCGGUUUAUUGACCAUGCAACAAAGAAUGCUUCUGUGCAAGGAGAUGAGACCAUGCUCAUUAUGAACCAGCAUAACAGCGAGGCAGGGAGACAGGCUGUAGCCAAGACGAUGUGGACGGACUGCCGCUGUCAUGGCGUCUCAGGGUCCUGUGCUGUAAAGACAUGCUGGAAGACCAUGGCAUCCUUUGUGCGUGUAGGCAACUACCUAAAGGACCGUUAUGAGAAUAGCGUACAGGUGCUAGACCGCACCAAACGCAAAUUCCGUCGUAAGGAAAAGGAACAACGGCAAAGGCCCAUCAGUCGGGAAGAGCUCAUAUUCCUCAACAAGUCACCCAAUUAUUGUGUGGAGGACAGGCGCCUGGGGGUGACCGGGACUCGAGGGCGCCGGUGCAACCGCACAUCUGCCGGGCCAGACGGCUGCAACUUACUGUGCUGCGGCCGCGGAUACAACACACACGUGGUGCGUCAUGUGGAGCGCUGUGAGUGCAAGUUCAUCUGGUGCUGCUACGUGCGCUGCCGGCGCUGCGAGACCAUGAAUGACAUUCACACAUGCAAAUAAAGGGAUGAGCCAAGGACAGGAAGAUAUGAGGAGAGAUGGAAUGAAGUGAAGUAAAGUUUGACCGGGGAAAUAGAGAUGAAAUGAGUUGUAAUUUCAUUUCCUAUCCUGUACUUCUUUGAGUUUCAUCUGUCAAAUUCUUUGAUCAGUGGCACCUUCACUUGCUUGAGCAUUUGGAUCGAUUCUCGGCAAGUUGAUGAAGUGUUACUGUGAGAACUGAUGACGAAAGUGGCUUUGUGACAAGAGGGGUAAACUAAUCCAAUUCUAAUGAACGGUUUCCCUUAUAAGUCAGCCACAAAGGCAAGAAUCUAAAGAAAAAAAACUCUGGGAUACAUUGAGGAUUGGACUCUAAAGUGAGUUCAAGUGUGAACAAAUUCAGCUUAUAGUCAACUGUGCCUGUUAGUCACCUAGAUAUUAAUUCAGCCAUGAAUUAUUCGACUAAAAAUGUUUGAAUUCUUUGAUUUUUCCUUAAAGGGAGCUCUUAAAGGUUUAAAGUAGAAUGCUGCCAUAGAGUGCUUAACUAGCAGAGAAGCCAAAGAAUCAAAGAUACUUAAAAAAAAACACCAUUAUCAUGCUUUUGAUAACUUAUGAGUUGUUUGAAAUACUUAUAUAAUGUAAAUAGUCGAAAUAAACGAUGAGGUUCGUCUUGCAUAACCCUUGAAGGUUCUAAGUAGAACUUUAGUAGAUAGGGUUGUCCUUUUUAUGAAAAGUACUAUCCAUUGAAACAAUUAACAAUCCAAAGAACAAUUAAAGAACCUUUUUCAACAAGAUUCAUUUUUGUCUACUGAAAAAACAACAAACUUACAAAUCCAGAGCCAUUAAGUUCUUCUUCCGAGGAAUGCUUUGAAAUUUCUAUGUAAACCCAACAGGUGAACCUCAGAAAGCUAAACCCAUUAACCAUUUAAACAACCACUUCAGAAGUUUUCACAUCCAUCAUGGAGUAGGAUUCUUCUGUCUUGUCUUUCUGGGAAAGAACCCAUAACCCAUCUACUCUAUGUAGAGCUGUGUAACAUGUACAGUAGAUAUAUCCAACAUCCACUUUGACAUAUACUGUAGGGUUAUUCAGUAUUCAGUCCUUCUGAGUGACAGCUCGAACUUUCUAAACGACCACCACAGAAUCAUAUUUAUCAAGUCUGGUACAAUGUUAAGAGUUUCUUCCUCCUUCUAUAACCAUCUGUUCUGCAGAACUGCUUUAGAAACAUAGAACAGUGUGGCAUCCAAAAAAACAGCAGAACCACGUUUUUUUCCUAUGCAAGUACAAAAAAAGCAUAAUAAUAAGCUUAAAUGUGUUAAAAACAGAGUCUGUCAAUCUUCUGGGGAACUUCUCUCUAAAACCAUGUAGCAGUGGGCCUCAUAUUCACAAAAGGUUCAAAUUAGAACUAUUAACCAUCCAAAACAACCACAACAAAACGUAUUUUAUUCUAAACCAGUACAACCAUAGAGAAGAAAAAGUUAAAUGUAUCAGUGUAUAGGUUUCUUUGGUCUUGUAAUUCUGGGUGAAAUCUUAAAGUGUCUAUCUUAAACUCUAGCAGUGUGUCAAACUUUUAUAAAAAGUUCCAAGUAGAACUUCAUUAGAGAUAGGAACCGUUAUCCAUCCAAACAAACAGCACAAAGCCUGUUUUAUUUGAAGCCAGUACAAUGAAAAAUAAAGAUAGAAAUACGUUAUUUUGGUCUUGUUCUUCUGGGUGAAACAUUAAAGGUUCUUUAAUGUCUAUCUAAACCUCUGAAUGGUUGGUCUUGCUUUGACAAAUGAUUUCAAGAAGAAGUACCUUAAAGCAAGAGAACCAUGAACCAUCCACACAAAAGUCAGUCUUGGCUUUCUAAGAGAACAUUUUAAAGUUUGUUAGAAUAAAUUGGUUCUCUUUCAGAAAUGGUCCCAAGCCAAUUACCCUUUUGAAAUCUAGAACUAAUCGAAAUACUAUGUAAAAAAAAAUAUUUCUAUACUUUUAAUUUAGUAUGAAGAGCUGGGUGUAGAACUGAAGUUCCUGUAUAUUUUAAAUGACCCCUUUAGACUCAACCUUCAUUCGUCUAAUGUAAGAACUUUCUGAUGAUGUCUGUUCCUUUUGCCCUAUUCAUUAAAACGGGUUGUUUUUAUCCUUCUGAAGGAACCCUUAGAGGUACUGGACUUUUCAGCAAAGUUUAAAGCUCAUCAACCGUACUAUAUAAAGAAUGCUUUUUUAAAAAAACAACAAAAAAACAACAACAAAACAAAACAAAGUAUAUGCCUAGCAUCAGUGCUCUUAGCGUGCCUGACAUGCUCUCUUUCACUACAAGAAGUCCUGAUUUGUUAGUCGUCACAAACAUAUGCCAAAUACCACAAGUAUUUUCUUUUAAAAACGGCCCUAAAAAGCUAACGCAAGUGACACUUAAGCGCAAGUGACACUUUGUUAAAGCUUCCUCAAGGCUCUUACUCAACACACUGGCAGCUGCUUAUUGUCUUACACACUUGAUUGCACUUGUGAGGGAAUUUUUUUCUGUUUCUGGUUUGUUGUAACUGCCUCAGCUAUCUUCUGUCAGGAAACCUUGUAUCAAAAACAAAUCACUGUUCCAGAGUAAAUGGGGAUGUGGUAGCUAAGCGGUUAAGACGUUGAACUACAGCUUGGAAGGUUGUGAGUUCAAACCCAAGGUCCACUGAGCUGCUGCUGCUGGGCCCUUAACCCUCAAUUGCUCAGUUGUAUGAAAAUGAGAUAAAAAUGUAUGUUACUCCGAAUAAAGGCAUCUUCCAAAAUCCUGU